Messenger RNA from Ictalurus furcatus (blue catfish), 4728 nucleotides. RefSeq lists its product as uncharacterized. The coding region runs from base 1 to 4728 and encodes 1575 amino acids. NCBI's taxonomy places the organism in Eukaryota, Metazoa, Chordata, Actinopteri, Siluriformes, Ictaluridae. Gene Ontology annotation, molecular function: aspartic-type endopeptidase activity; nucleic acid binding. Gene Ontology annotation, biological process: proteolysis; DNA integration. The record is from RefSeq and is a predicted model, not a curated record. The transcript has 6 exons.
AUGGACCACGUCCUGCAACACCUGCUGGAGACAAGCCUCCAGCAGCACGCUGUGACGCAGCAGCUCGCCGAGAGCCUUCAGGUCGCCACACAGACACUGAUCGCCAUGAGGACUGAGACCCCCGCCGCCUCCGUGCCUCUCCCCGACGCAAGUAGCGAGACCCGCCGCCUACUACCCCCCCUCGGCCCCGAAGAGGACCUCGAGGUGUACUUCGAAGCCUUCGAGACCUACUAUGCCCUCGAGCCGGAGGAGGCCGCGGACUACCUGGCGAUGAAGGAGGGAGUCCUGGCAUGGUGUGGCCGAACCCCUGGCCAGGCUGCUACUGAAUUCCAUCGCUGGGUUUAUCGACCAGGGGCCCGACCACGUUGCCAGAUGAAUGCCCUCAUCCGGACCACCAAACGAUGGCUCCGGCCGGAUCGGCAUACCGCCUCGGAGGUGGCGGAGAAAGAACUCCUAACUGUCCUGGAGCAAACCUUGGCCACCCUGGAGCUCGACCCCGGGGAGCAGCAGCACCUCGAUCGGCCCCCUGGUGCCCCGGGCACCCGGUCCGACCGCCAGACCCGGCCCCGCACCUGGAGGAACCCCCAGAGGGCGCCCACUUGUGAACACCCCCGAGACGAGCCCAUGCCUACAGAGCCGGAGAGGGAAGCCGCCCGGCUGCUUACAAAACCAUGGCUGGCAGGCUGCGCCCUCCAUCAGCAGCAACCGCCGGAGGCGCCCUCUUUGACGGUGUGGGUCAAAGGGAGACCGGUAACCGCCCUGCUGGACACCGGGAGCACGGUGACCCUCGCCCGGCCCUCCAUCCUGCCUGAGGAGCGCCGCCCAAGGGGGAUGCUCACCGUGACCUGUGUCCAUGGGGACACCCGGGAAGUCCCCUCAGCCGAGGUCCAGAUCCGGGGCGAAGCCGGCACCUGGCCCCUCCAGGUCGGAAUCGUCCCCGAACUCCCCGUGCCCCUCCUCCUGGGACGAGACUGGCCAGGACUCCUGGUGGUACCGAGAGCCGAGCCCCGGAGAUUGCGGCGACGUACGAAGGGGACCCCGGCCCGGCCGGCCUACCUGGCCCAGGACAACGGAGAGGCCACCAUGGAAGGUAAGACCCCCCAAGCUACUAACCCUCUGUCAUCUGUCUUUCCCCAGGUGAACCGAGAGGGGAAGUUCGGCCGGGAGCAGAAGGAGGACGACCGGUUGAAGCACUGCUGGGCUCAGGUACGGGUGAUAGAGGGGGUCGACCAGAGUCCAGACCUGAUGCUCCCCACAUCGUACUUCCUCGUCCGAGGGGGGCUCCUCUACCAACGGGCCUGCCGCCGCGGGGAGCAGGUGGACCUACUGGUGGUGCCCCGACCCAAGACGGCCGUCUUAUUGCACCUAGCCCACACCCAUCCACUCGGCGGCCACCUGGGGGCCCGAAAUACCCUGGAGAAGCUGCGGGACUGCUUCGUGUGGCCCGGGAUGGAUGCGGAGGUCCGGGCCUUUUGCCAACAGUGCCCGCAGUGCCAGCGCACGGCCCCACGGAGGCCCCCGCCAGCGCCCCUGAUCCCCCUGCCCAUUAUCGGCGUCCCGUUUGAGCGAGUGGGCAUGGAUCUCGUGGGGCCCCUACCCAAGUCUGCCCGGGGCCAUGAAUACAUCCUGGUCCUCGUCGACUACGCCACGCGGUACCCCGAGGCGGUGCCGCUCCGCAAGGCCACCUCGCAAAACAUCGCCAGGGAGCUGGUACUCCUCUUCAGUCGAGUGGGGAUCCCCAAGGACGUUCUGACCGACCAAGGUACGCCUUUUGUCUCGAAGCUAAUGGCGGAUUUGUGUCGUCUGUUGCAGGUGAAGCACCUCCGGACGUCGGUCUACCACCCCCAAACCGACGGGAUGGUCGAGAGGUUCAAUCAGACCCUCAAGCGGAUGCUGCGCCGGGUGGUGGACGAGGAGGGAAGGAACUGGGACCUCCUCCUCCCCUACGUACUUUUCGCCAUUCGGGAGUGCCCCCAGGCGUCCACGGGCUUCACGCCCUUCGAGCUCCUGUUCGGGCGGCGCCCGCGGGGAUUGUUGGACGUGGCCCGCGAAGCCUGGGAGGAGCAACCAUCCCCCUUCCGCUCCGUCGUCGAGUACGUGCAGGACAUGCAAGCAAGGAUUGACAGGGUGGGCCCCAUCGUCCGGGAGCACAUGCACGCGGCGCAGGAGGAGCAGAAGAAGGUAUACAACCGCCCCGCACAGCCCCGGGAAUUCCAGCCGGGGGACCGGGUCCUCCUGUUAGUGCCCAGCAGCGCCUGCAAGUUCCUCGCCCGGUGGCAAGGUCCAUAUACCGUCCUCGAGCGCCGGGGCCCGGUCAACUACCGCCUGCAGCAGCCCGGUAAGCGGACGGACGAGAAGCUAUACCAUGUAAACCUGCUGAAAAAAUGGGUGGAACCAGCCCCGGUGGUGUCGGCGUUCGCAGCUCAGGACUCGGACCGGGGCAAGGGUACCUUGGUCGGCUUAGGGGAGGACCUCACCCCCGCCCAAAGACAGGAGCUUACCGAGCUGAUCGACCAGUUCGCAGAUGUGUUUUCGGCUACCCCGGGGAUGACCCAGCUGGUCCAGCAUGAAAUCAAGACUCCUCCCGGUGUAGUGGUGAGACAAAGGCCCUACCGUGUCCCCGAGGCUCGGCGCCAGGCCAUCGAGGAGGAAGUCAGUCGCAUGCUGCGGGACCACGUCAUCGAGGAGUCCAGCAGCCCCUGGUCCAGCCCCAUCGUCGUCGUGCCGAAGCCGGAUGGGAGCGUGAGGCUAUGCAACGACUUCCGGAGGCUGAACCAGGUGUCAGAGUUCGACAGCUACCCCCUCCCCAGAGUGGACGACCUGGUCGAGAGGCUGGGGAGAGCCCGAUUCAUAUCGACCCUGGACCUCACCAAAGGCUACUGGCAAGUGGCGCUCGCACCGGAGGCAAGGCCCAAGACGGCCUUUAGCACGGCCACCGGCCACUGGCAGUAUCGGGUUCUCCCUUUUGGGCUGCACGGGGCGCCCGCCACGUUCCAGCGGCUAAUGGACAUCCUCCUGCGGCCCCACCGGCAGUUUGCAGCGGCCUACCUGGACAACGUGGUCAUCCACUCCUCCACCUGGGCCGACCACCUGUUCCACCUCAGGGAGGUCCUGAAAGCACUCCGGGCGGCCGGCCUGACCGCCAACCCAAAGAAGUGCCACCUAGGGCUGACGGAAGCCCAGUACCUGGGAUACUGCAUCGGACGGGGAAUGCUGAAGCCCCAACUAAAGAAGAUCGAGGCUGUGAAGGGCUACCCGCGUCCGACAUCGAAAAAGCAGGUACGUGCCUUCUUGGGAUUGGCGGGCUACUACCGCAGGUUCGUGCCUAAUUUUUCUGCUGUAGCCUCUCCCCUCUCAGACCUUACAAAGAAGGGCCAGCCAGACCAGGUCAGGUGGACAGCCGAUGCAGAAAGGGCCUUCCAGGCCCUAAAAGGAGCCCUCACCAGCGCGCCGGUACUCCGCAACCCGGACUUUGACCUCCCGUUCACCGUGCAUACUGAUGCAUCCAAGACCGGGCUGGGCGCCGUCCUCUCCCAGACCUUCGACGGGGAAGAACACCCGGUCCUCUACAUCAGACGGAAGCUGUCCCCGGCCGAGAGGAAGUAUGCGGCGGUCGAGCGGGAGGCACUGGCGAUAAAAUGGGCCAUCGAGGAGCUGAGAUACUACCUGGCAGGCAGGCACUUCGUCCUCAUAACGGACCACGCCCCCCUGCAGUGGAUGGCCAAGGCGAAGGACACCAACGCCCGGGUAACCCGCUGGUUCCUCGCCUUACAAGACUUCUCCUUUCAGGUUAAGCACCGGGCGGGGGCCCAGCAUGGUAACGCGGAUGGGCUCUCACGACGAGACACCCUCUGGGCCCACCACCGAGCGGCAGUAGGCUCGGAGCUGAGGGGGGGGUACUGUCGCGACGGGCAGAGAGCCGGCGCACACAAGAAGGAAAUCGCUCCUUCUCCAACUGCCGCACCGGCACGACGUGGGCAGCUUCGUGCCGAACAUUCCGCCAGCCGGAAGGACCGCCGCGGCGGGGCGGGACUGACGCGACGCCUGCCAGCGAUUGGCGGACCCAACGGAGAAAUUCCACCACUCAGGCGACGGUGCCAACCAGGACAGGCUGAACACGGCCCACUUGAUGGCGAGGGCUUCUCAUUCCAUUGCAGUGUACUUCUGCUCGGCAGGGGUGAGCUUUCUGCUGAUGUAGAGGACCAACUGCUCCUCCCCAUUGAAGGUCUGGGACAGGAUGGCUCCCAGCCCUGUCUCAGACAUGUCUGUAUGGAUGACCAAGGGAAGGACAAGUCUGAGUUCCUGAGAAUGGGUAGGCUGGUGAGGGCCUGCUUGAGAGCCCGAAACACUCACUCUGCAUCCUCAGUCCAUCGCAGCCAGUCGUACUGGCCCUUCUUGCUGAGGGAUACCCUUUCACUGCUUCAAACUGCUUCUCCUGUGGUUUUAGCAGGCCCUGGCCAAUGCAGUACUUUAGGUACUGAGCCUCUGUCAGCACCAGAUGGCAUUUCUUGGGUUGGCCAUCAGCCCGGCUUUCCGGAGGCUUCCGAGUACCUCCCUGAGGUGAUAAAGGUGGUCAGCCAAGGUCAAGGAGUGGAUUACGACAUUGUCCAAGUAGGUGGCCGCAAACUGGUCUUAAGACGAUGUCCAUCAGGUGCUGGGAGGUUGUUGGUGCCCCGUGUAGGCCGAAGGGGAGGACCUGGUUCUGGCAGUGGCCCCUGGUGGUACUGA